This is a messenger RNA of Apis dorsata (giant honeybee), 615 nucleotides long. Its product is annotated as endocuticle structural glycoprotein SgAbd-8-like. The record is from RefSeq and is a predicted model, not a curated record. Gene Ontology annotation, molecular function: structural constituent of chitin-based larval cuticle. The transcript is spliced from 2 exons. The coding region runs from base 16 to 486 and encodes 156 amino acids. Lineage: Eukaryota; Metazoa; Arthropoda; Insecta; Hymenoptera; Apidae. Gene Ontology annotation, cellular component: chitin-based extracellular matrix.
GUGGAGGCGAUAGAGAUGUCCCCGCUAGUAGGAUUUUGUACCCGCUAUCUGGAAAUUCGCAAGUCGAGGUUAGAAUUAAUAACUUGGAAUUGCGCCAUGUAUUUUCGCACAAUUUGCAUAUUAAGUUUAAUGGCCAUGGUGUUAGCCGCGGACCAACCGAUCGCCAUCGUCAGACAGAACCAAGACAUCAGCCCGGAUGGUAGUUUUCACUCGAAAUGGGAAAGCGCUAAUGGCAUCAUUUUCGAGGAGGAGGGUGUCCUGAAGAAUCGCGGGCAGAAAGAUGCGGAAGCCGAGGAAGUUCAUGGAUCAGCCUCGUGGACGGCUCCAGAUGGAACGAGGAUUAACGUUGACUGGUUGGCCAACGAAAAUGGCGCCACUUUUCAAGGGGCGCAUCUGCCAACUCCACCACCCACGCAACCGGUGCCAGUCCUCAUUCAACGCGCUCUUGACUGGAUAGCUGCUAAUCCAGAAAAGAAUAGAUUGUAGUUUUCAAUGUUUCAUCUUUAUGACGUGAAAAAAUCAGUUGAGAGUUCGUAUUUCUUCUUUUGGGAAAGUUUAUUUACUCGAAAGAAGAAAUUGAAGUGAAAAAAUUUUAUCGAAAUAUCAUUGUCGUGU